UUCAUAACUUUUCAAGCAGUCUAAUAAGAAGGAUCUUUUACUUCAUCAUCCUUGAAUUAUUCAUCCUUGAAUUAAUUCUUAAUUUUUUAAUUAUGUGGACCAGAAUUCAGGAACGACUACUGUUACGAAGCCGCUUGAUGACGUUGGAAAGACUUUUCCAAUACGAAAGCUGGUACGAGAUGAAUCGUCCUGAUUAUGAGAAGUGGACGAAAAUUGCAGAAAACAGCGGACUUAUUGGAAAGAAAUCCGUCAGUGAAUGCUGGCGUCAUUUUUGCGAACUCUAUCAUACGUUCAAGUACCAUAAAGGCGUAUCGAAACGCGGUGAGCCUAUUGAACCAUGGGAGUACUAUGACACCUUCAAUCACUACUACCAUGUUUGCUUGGACCGGGAGGAUGCACGUUGGAGGGCAAUCAGGGCUGCUCGCUAUGCUCACGCUGGCGACUCUGACGACUCUGACUGACUUUAAAUUUUUGAAGAUUUACAUUGAUCAUCGAUAAAACUCAUAUUAAUUUCCUACUUCGAACAAUCACAUAAUUUAUUACUCUUCAAUGAAGUUAAUGAUCAUUAUCGUUACUAUUUUUUAUUAUAUUACGUCAGUUAUGGCCUAAAUUUUUCUACUAUGUUUGAUUUAAUAAGAAAAAUAUUAAUGUUAUUCAAAAUAAAAAAAAUGCGCGUUGGAGGGCAAUCCAGGAUGCUCGCGAUGAAGACUCUGACUGAUUGAAUUUUUAAACAUUUGGAUUGAUCUUCGCUAAAACUUAGAUUAAUUUCCUCCUUUGAACAAUCAUAUGAUUUAUUAUUCUCCAAUGAAGUUAAUUAUUAUUAUCGUUAUUAUGUUUUAUUACAUUACGUGAGCUAUGGCCUAAAUUUGUCAAAUAUUUUUUUUGAAUUAAUUAGAAAAAUAUUAAUGUAUCUUCAAAAUAAAAAAAAAAAUUAUUUUAACUUAGCAUUUUUUUAUUUUUUUUAUGUGAAUAUGUACAAUAAUAAAGUUUAACGGUAAGACUCA
Molecule: messenger RNA, 1004 nt
Organism: Cotesia glomerata
Lineage: Eukaryota; Metazoa; Arthropoda; Insecta; Hymenoptera; Braconidae
Exons: 3
Coding region: 93-461 (122 amino acids)
Source: RefSeq, a predicted model, not a curated record